GUCAUAACUUGCCUGCCUUUUGGCAAUCUCCUCGAGCUUGUCACUUCAGGGCUGCAGGAGGGCUUCCGGCUGCUGGAGCCGCAGCCCUGGCCUUCCACGGCAUUCCUCCGCGCCUUCGACGAGGAGAACGAGGGCCCCGCGGUCACCGCCCAGGCCAACCCCAGCUUAAACAUGAAGUUCGCAGAGCUCGAGGAAAAGGCGACCGCGCAGUACGGGUCCAUACCCAUUCAGCUGGUGUGGCUCUCUUCAGCCUGGCAGAUCCUGGACCAGGUGGGCAUUGAACAUGCAGUCAGAGCGCUGGAGGGUGCCACCAUUCCCGACUACACCCGCUUUGUGACGAAGCAAUCGAUGUAUGGUGCCAGGUUUCCGACCUUCAUGGGAUACAUUAUCUUUCUUCCCACUGGCAAGCGCAUCGUGCUCAGAACGGAUGUGGCAACGCGACAGAUGGUGCCGCCUGUUCUGCCCUCAAGUCAGAUUCUGAUGACUGCGGCCUGGCCCACCAUCACGGCGAUGCUCUUCGCAAGCGACUUUCGCGUGGCGGACAGCACAGCGCCGGCGCUGCCGCCUGCCCCGUUGGGUGAUCUCGUGCAGUACUAUCCUUGCCCCCCAGGCUGCGUGGUGGCAGGCUUCAGCUGCCAGGCGUGCCCGCCAGGCACGUACCGAUCCAGGAUCAUGGAUGUGUGCGGCGCGUGCUUGAACGGGACCUACCAAGACAGUUGGGCAGGCAUGGUGUGCCAACCCUGUCCUGAUGGCGCGACGUGCCAAAAAGACCGUCCGCCAGUGCCGAUUUGGGGCCACUACGUCGUUGAGAACGAGGAAUUGAUGAGGCUCACUGGGAAAUGGAUGGGCCCAGAUGCCUGUUCCUCCCUUCCCGGCGGAGGCCUCGAAAAGCUGGCUUUCGCAGACACGUACAUCUGGGAAUCGAGCAAGCGAAUCCCACGCUGGCGCGUGGGCCUGUGCGAGCAUGCAGAAAAAUGUGAGGUUGGCAACGUGUGCCUGGAGUUUCACACGGGCAACGGAUGCAUGAAGUGCUCCCCGAGCGCUUCCAAGCUUUGGGGCGACGGCCCCUUCUGCAAGGGAUGCCCUGCGGACUGGGAACAGUGGCUGAACGCCCUGGCGCGAGCUGCGGUGCAGAUCGUUUUUGCGGAGCUGCUGUCCCGCGCGACUCGGAGUUCCGCUGAAAGCCUUCGACGGCUCGGGGCAGAUUUGCUGCUGACGUUGCUGCACGCGUGGCAGAUGCUUUGGCUCUUGAACAAGUCGGUUCAAGAGUUUCAUGCCACACACGUGACCUACUUGGUGCUGACUCCGGUUGACUACCUCAUGACACCUUGGCUUUUGCCUUUGGCGGACUGUACACAGCACGCCUACUCUGCAGACGGUGUCUGGCUGCAAAGCGUUGCGGUGAUAUCCUCCGGGCUGACUCUCUAUGUGUUUUUUUUUGUGCCGUACCUCUGCUUUUGCUGCUCCGCGGAAGCCAAGCAGUCGCUGCGGCGCAGGUGCAUUUCCUUGAACCAGGUGCUGCUCCCGAACCUUUUGUACUGGAGCGUCACGCUGCUGGAGUCCUGCGCCGAUGUGAAGCCCCUCUUCUCCAUCGCCGAUGCGGACAACUGCCAGGAGCCUGUGGACUUGGCAACGAAUCCCUCACUUCUCACUGUGCUCGCGGUGCUCAUCGUAGUGUACCUGCAGGGCUAUGCCGUAUGGGCUUGUCGUCGAGAUCACAGCCGCUCAGAUGCCCGGAAGCAGUUCGGUCUGCUCUUCAAUCCCACCCGGAGUGACUACUAUAUGUGGUGCUUCUUCGAGGGGCUCUACAUCCUGGUGCUGUGCAUUGCCAGCGCUUCGGUGCCGAAGGGCACCGGAUUUCUGCGGCAGGCGAUAUGCCUGGCCCUCUAUGUGAGCUACUUCAUCCUGCUGGUCAGCCUGGACCCCUUCCUGCCGGUCAGCGCCCGGGCGUUGUACCACAUCAAGCGAGAUAUUGCGAUAGAGCAAUUCGCUCUGAGCAUUAUCUUGCUCUUUGAACGGCUUAUGGACCUCCUGUCACUUCCUGAGACACUGGGCUACGAAUUCUCUUAUCACAGUCUCACUCUUGACAUUUGUGUCUCAGUGGCAGUGAUUCGCGUGACGAUUCUGAUCCUGUACAAGUACGCGCGCAACAGCAUCAUCGUGACGAAGUCAAUUCAAUCGGACACUGGUGGCUUGCCAGAGAUCGCGCAGAAGCCGUUGGACGUUGUCAGAGCCCUGGUCGGAGCCAAAAGUUUGCAGGUCCAUCGCAAAGAUAAUCAAUUCACCUUGGAGACGGACAUGAUGUCCUCCUUUCAGAGGAGGGACUUCCUUUGCAGCCUGGAAAUGGUGCUGGAGCACGAACUGUCCAAGGACAGCGCUUUGAACCUGCAAGUGGUGGUGGGCUUGGUGAACGAGGCCACUGUCCAGAUCAUUGGCAGCCACAGAGUGGCGCUGAACAAGCACUUGAACACCAUGGCUGGGAGCAUUCCGGGAGGCUGGGAUCCUUCUUCGGUGGACAAGCAAGCGUUCGUCCUCCUGCCCGAGGAGCUCAGCGGGGCCGUGCAGGACAUGUGCCACCAGGACCAGCGAAACUCAGGCCCAGGGCUGCACGAGAUCGACACCACAGGCCUGGAUUUGCUCAUGGGCGGUGCAGACAGCUCCUCCUCGGAGGAGGAGGAGGACCGUCACGUUGAAGUCUACACUGACACGCAUGAAGAGGUGCUGUGCAGGAAGGCACGGAAGGGGCCAGACAUGGACCAAGAGCACACGGAGAACAAGGUUGAGAUGCCUGACUUCCUGCAGCGGCUGCAUCGGCUGGCGCAUGACGCAGACGAGGAGGUGGAUAGAAAGAUGCGGUUGCUGGCGUACGAGAUCCGAGCGGUGAAGUGGCCUCCGAACGCCGCCGACUCGUGGAAAGAGGUGAAGUCCUUUGCAGAGAAGG
This is a messenger RNA of Effrenium voratum, 2941 nucleotides long. The record is from the annotation of a GenBank genome assembly. Lineage: Eukaryota; Dinophyceae; Suessiales; Symbiodiniaceae.